AUGGAUAAAUACAAAAAAAUUAAAGUAGUAGGAAAAGGUAUUAUGAUAAAAUAAAUCAGGUAGUUUUGGAUAUGCUCUUUUAGCCUAGGCAUUGUCAAAUAAGAAAAAUUAUAUAAUAAAAGUAUCAAAUGAUUUAAAUUAGAUGAUUGACAUAUCUAAGAUGGAUAGAAAAUAAAGAGAAGAGGCUUUGAAUGAAGUUCAUGUAUUAAAGGCAAUGAGACAUCCCUAUAUUAUUACUUAUAGAGAAUCAUUCAUGGAGAAAAAGUAUUAAUUUUCUUAUGAAACUUUUUUCAGAUGUCUAUGUAUUGUAAUGGAUUAUGCGGAUGGUGGGGAUUUAUAUGGUAAAAUAGCUAAACAAAAAGAAAUUGGCAUACUCUUUUCAGAAGAACAAAUAUUAGAUUGGUUUGUUUAAAUGGCAUUGGCUAUGAAUCACAUUCAUGAAAGGAAGAUUUUGCAUCGAGAUUUGAAAACUUAAAAUAUAUUUCUUACAAGCAAAAAUGAUGUGAAAAUUGGAGAUUUUGGUAUUGCUCGUAUUUUACAACAUACUUAUGAUUGUGCUAAAACAGCAAUAGGAACUCCAUAUUAUUUAAGUCCAGAAAUAUGCUAAGAAAAACCUUAUAAUCAAAAAUCUGACAUUUGGUCACUUGGUUGCAUUUUGUAUGAAUUAACUACUUUAAAUCAUGCCUUCGAUGCAUUAUCUAUGAAAGAAUUAGUUUUAAAAAUAUUAAGAGGAACUUAUCCUCCAAUACCAUCACAAUAUUCUUCAGAAUUACAAUCAUUAAUAGCUGAUAUGUUAAUUAAGGAUCCUUCAAAGAGACCAAGUAUAAAGAGAAUUUUAGAGAGAGAUUUCUUAAAAUAAAGAAUAGGAAGUUUGCUAGUUUCAACAUUAAAUAGACAUGAAUUAUAAGAAUUAACAGAAUUAAAACCUACUGAAAAUCUGUAAAAUAAUUAUCUUAUUAUUAGUUUUAUAUAACCUUAAUAGACUGCAUAAUAAUUUAUUUUAUAAUAAAAACAAUUUGAAUAAAAUAAGAUAUCUCAAAAUUAGAGUUAAAAUAAUUCACCAAUUACUUCAAGACAGAUUAUUCAAACUGUGGCUAGUAAGAAACCUUCACCUAAAAAGGAUAACAGUAAAGUAGAAUUAAAAUAAUUGUUCAAUAGACAAAAUUCACCUUUGUAAUCAAUAAAUUAAAAUUAUUCUAUACAAUAAUAAUAAAUUUAUUCUUAAUAAUAAUAGUAAUAACUAAUAGAUGAAAAAUUUGAAAAACCUCAAUCAUUUGCUAGUGUAGUUAGUUAGAAAGAAAAUUAAUAAUAAUAAUAAUAAUAAUAAUAAUAAUAAUAAUAAUAACCUAUUAAAUAUUAAAACUUAGAAUUAUUAAAUAAAUUUUAUUUAAAAGACAACACAAAUAUAGUUAGACUUCAAAGUAAAAGUCCUAUUUUGUAGGAAUAAAAAAGAAAAGAAUCAAUAGUAAGUUUAAUAAGAGAAGAUGACAGUUUUGAGUAAUAAUAAGGUUAUAAGUAUCUUAUUAAAGAUAUGAGAAAGUGUUUAGAUAAAAAAUAAUCAAAAGAAGAAGAAGAAUCUAUUAUUGUUGACAAUUUUAAAAUAGUUCCUCAGUAAUUUUUACUAUUAAUUAUAUUUAUAGAUUUCUUAAUUAAUAAAAAUAAUUUUAAGUACCUGGAACCUCUGAAAGAGAUACUAUUGGCUAUAAGAUAGAAGCUCUCAGAUAUUAUUUAGAAUUGCAAAUGGGUUUAGACUCUUUCAUUAGAGCCUAUCAGACUUUAGAGAAUAGUUAAGAAAGCGAAUAAUUGAAAUAAGCAAAUUAAUUACUAAAUUAAGAAUAAAGGAAAUACAUACCAUUAAUAAUCUAAUUAAUAGUUUGUGAAGAUUCAUAUUAUUGA
This is a messenger RNA of Paramecium primaurelia, 1896 nucleotides long. NCBI's taxonomy places the organism in Eukaryota, Ciliophora, Oligohymenophorea, Peniculida, Parameciidae. The record is from the annotation of a GenBank genome assembly.